AUUCGCUGCUGUAACUACACAGUGUGCACAGUUUUGGAUUGAAGACAUAACACUACAAGAUUCAACUGAAAAAUGGAAGAUCCAGUAGCUAAAAAGGUAGAGGAUAAUAGAAGAGUACAUACAUAUCCACUGUUAAAAGUAAGUUUAUCAACUGGACAUAGAGGACUUAUCUUAAAAUACAAAUCUCCUGAUCUUGAAGAAAUAUUUUCAAGAUCAGGUGUUUAAACACCACAAUCUCCCAAAUUUAGGGAAAUUUCGGGGUAAUCCACAAGAUUUAAUGACCUUCACCAAGGUUAAAUGGAAAAUUUGGGGUUUUGGUGUCAUUUUCCUAAAAGUUUCUAUGUCAGCUUUCCCAAAGUUUUCAAAGAAUUGGUCCAAUUUUCGCCAAAACUUGGAGAUUGGGACAUGUGCAUGCAACAACAAAUCAUGAGAAAAUGACACAAUGACCUGGAAAUCUUUUCUGAUCUGAUUUCAGAUUCACAAAAGUUUUGAGAUAUUCUUUUUGAAAUCUAAAGAUUGGGUUCAAUGGUAUAUAAACAAAAGACUUAUCAAUAUUUCAGUAUGGGAUACUAUAUUGAACUCAUAAGAAAAUAUAAAGUUUUUUCUCGAAAAGACUUAAUAAAUGAUCAAGUAACUUUGAAUAUGAGGAAAUAUUCAAUAAUGGACUACUUUACAGGGAUAGGAAAUUUAUACAGUCCAUUUCUAGAGCAAACGCCAUGUUCCUACACAUCAGAUGAGAAAAGUUGAUGAUAGUGAAAGUAAAGCGAAAACUCACAUUACUAUUCAGAAUGUAUUUUGCAGUUCAUAAUUCAUGAGUGAAUCGAGAGAAUUUUCUUAGACGUAGCUUAUGAUUUUGGGGCGAAACAAUUGUCUCUGGACGAAACCUUCAGAUUCGAAAUCUCAUGUCUUGGAUUUUACCAUCGAAUUUAUCUAUGUAUAUGUCUAAGUAACAUUUUUGCACUACUACUGAUGUCACUUCAUGAUGAAGAUCCCUAUCCGUAGUUCCGAAUCCUAACGUCCGACUCAUAGUGAUAUGAAUGAAGAUAUGCAGACUGAAGUAAUGGAACUAUGUGUGACAGCAUGUGAAAAAUUCUCAACCGAUAAUGAGGCAGCAGCUCGUUUUGUAAAAGAAACUAUGGAUAAAAAGUACGGAGCAGCAUGGCAUGUAGCAGUUGGUGAAGGUUUUGGUUUUGAAAUUACCUAUGAUAUUAAAAAUAUUUUAUACAUGCUAUGUGGUGGAAAUUUAGGCAUAAUUGUCUGGAAAUGCUGUUGAUAAUAAUUACAGGAUGUAAAUAUUUCAAAAAGGAAUAAGAAUACGUGUACACUAUUUUCUACUAUUAAAAAUGUAUAUUUUUAUAGUAAACUAUAUUUUCACAAGCUCUUUGUCAUAUUUUGCUCUGUUAUGUUGAAGUUCCCGAGUCCAAAAAGAUAGAAGCAAAUAAAUGUAUUGACUAUCAUAAAUGUCACUGGAUUCCAAUCACUUUUUUAACAUACGAUAUUUUCCAAUUAACAAAAAACCUCUUAUAAACUAAAACAUCAAAAAUACUUGAAUCAUUUCACCAAUAUGUAUAUACUUAGAUUUGUAAAAUAUAUCUAGGUUUGUAACUAAAAAUAACAUUUAAAACAGGAAAAUAAACCCAUUAGAGUUAUAACAAAAAACGGAAGUGAUUCAGUGAAAAAAGAGUUCAUUUCAAUUAUGUUAUUUACUUAAGGAGUACAAUUGUUUACAGCUAAUUUUACAUACGAUAACCUAUAAUAAAACAGAAGGAUAAUAGCGUAAUUUAACAAAUUCAUUGAAAUAAACCGGAAAUUUCCAAAUGAUCGAAUAUAGUACUUAAUAAUAAGAUAAGUGUUGCAUCACUUACCAAAGUUAUCGACGGCUGGAAAGUUGUGUUUUUUAAGUCAAGAACGCCCAUGUGAGUCAUAACAAAUGGUUAGAGAUUUUGGGUGACAUGUUUCAAAGUAGUUCGCAUUGGCACAGACGCAUUUACUCCCCAGCUUCCAAGUUUCUAUAUCUCUGAUGCCUAACCUAUUCUAUUAAUAUUACCACCUCUACUACUCUGGGAUUUGAUUUGACAAUUUCAUCUCACUGUCCUAAUGAUGUGUGGAAACUUGAAUCGAUGCAUACGUAAGACAGGUUAUAAGUUGCGUAUAACUGACUAAAACAUUAUAAAAAAUAAUAAUUUGCAGAAAAGAUGUGAAAGGCUAUCGUCCACCUAACGAGAAUGAAGACUGAGAAGUCAGUAAUACUGAUUUUAUCGAACACGCCUCUAUUCCAUUACAUACAAUCGCAUGUAAAGAAUAAUCAUAAGUACGAUUUUACAGAUAAGGUAAAUGCCGUCGAAAGGAAGAUUCUCUUCACUUAGCUUAAUAACAUUUAUAUUUUCUGAUUUCUUCGUAAGAAAGAAAACAACCGAAGUCGUUUGUAUUUAUUUAAAUAUAAUCUGAGGUAGUAGACCGUAUUUGAAACUGUAACUUUGUCUGGUAAGAACAAACCAGUACCAAUCAAUCUACAGUUGUCUUGACCCCCAUUUAGAUUCAGAUAUAACCCAUAAGUCAAAAAUUGUUGACAAUGGCGUAACGUUACUCAUUUUAUUUCAAUCUAUUGGUACUACAUACAUUUUAGGACCACUGUGUAUAGAAGUGACAGAUAUCAUUAUGUAUCAGCUGGAAUUUCGUUGGAAAAUUAAGAGCAUCGACGAGUUGUUUUAGUGUAGUUUGUGACCCAUCUCGACAGUACAUACUGUUAUAUCCUAGUGACGAUUAAACUACAGGUAACUCCUAAGAACUAUUAAUGAACUGAUAUUAUAUAUAUUCUUAUUGCAUAACUAUUCAGUAACUGCAUUUUGUAUGUCUAUCUUCCUCUUAUUAUAAGCUUUAUUUUGACCUAUAGACUAUUAUUACACGAUUUAAUGUACUUAAGUCAUGUUCAGAUUAUUAAUUGCCGUCUAAAAUCACAGCCACUUUUUGGCCUGAUCAUGUACAAAUGUUAUUUUCUAUUUUAUGGUAAGAUGUGGUCCGUUCGGCUUGUAUGUAAAUCAGGUAUUUUUGAAAUAAAUGUUUCGUAUAGUGGAAGCUGGUAUUGGCGUUCUGGACUCAACCGACAGUGUUAGGAGGACAAAGGACCAAUAAGGACACUAAUAUGCUCAUAACGGUCAUUGGUUUGGCACAGUACUAAGAU
Messenger RNA from Schistosoma spindalis, 3181 nucleotides. NCBI's taxonomy places the organism in Eukaryota, Metazoa, Platyhelminthes, Trematoda, Strigeidida, Schistosomatidae. The record is from the annotation of a GenBank genome assembly.